AUGAUUGAGAAGAAAGCAUACAAUGUCCUUGUCUUUUUGGGGUGCUCCAACUCCUCUGCACCAGGACCGGACCAUGUUACAUGGGUCCACCUAAAGGAGCUGCUCAAGGACAAACACGUCCUUGCGCUCUUCAUCGUGCUGGCUAAUGCUUGCCUUCGGGCCUUCAGGCCAAUCGUACUCCUCAUCACUUUCGGUAAACUUAUCGAAAAGAUGAUUGCCAACAGGAUACAGUUUGACGCCGUCAAGCAUGAUAUCUUCCAUCCCAACCAACUUGGCGGUAUCCGCCAGAGGUCAACUGAGGACGCUGGAUUGAUUCUAACCCAUCUUGUGCGAGCGGGCGAGGCUGAGAAGUCUUUCAUUUUGGAUAUUCUACGGGAUCUUGCGGCUAUUCCUGUCGCAGCCCCAGCAACCAAGGAAGGUGUUGAAGCUCUAGCUGAUGCUAUUGCGACAGCGUUCUCGGACGCGUGGUUUGCCCACUCGACCGAGUCCAAACCUACCAAGCGCUCCAAGUCCUGGUGGACGGACGAGUGCUCGGAGACUUUCGGAGUAUAUCAGUUGAGCCGCUCGCUCGCUGACUACAACAAGUUUAAAAAGGCGUGUAAGGACGCCAAGCGUGAUUUCUUCGAUGAACGCAUCGCAGAAAUCGCUACCUCUCGCAAGCGCCCAUGGGACCUAAUGGAAUGGGUCAAACAGCGCAAGCUACCACCCUGUGAGGCUAUUCGCAAUGACGACCAGCCCUGCCACGAUAUGGACGACCUUUGGGACGCCCUACACGGCACGUACAACUCGGCCUCUGGUCGCGAGUACGACGCCUCAGUAUUAGACGAGCUUCCUGAUGAGCCAGUCCGUGAGUGGGCUGACUUUUCGGAGCAUGAGUUGUUGAGUGCCCUUAAGGGGUGCUCCAAUUCCUCUGCACCAGGCCCGGACCACGUCACAUGGGUCCACCUAAAGGAGCUGCUCAAGGAUAAACACGUCCUUGCGCUCUUCAUCGUGUUGGCCAAUGCUUGCCUUCGGUUUGACGCGGUCAAGCAUGAUAUCUUCCAUCCCAACCAACUUGGCGGCAUCCACCAAAGGUCAACUGAGGAUGCUGGAUUGAUUCUGACCCAUCUCGUGCGAGCGGGGUGGGUUAAGGGUCUCCAGACUAGCGCGCUGGCUUUUGACAUCGCGCAGUUCUUCCCUUCUAUUAACCAUGAGAUGUUCAUGGCUGUUCUUCGCAAGCAAGGGUUUUCGCCUGUUUUGGUGGAAUUCUUUGCCUCUUACCUUGUAGGCCGCUCCACAGUUUACUGUUGGAACACCUUUCAAUCCGACUCACGGUCUGCGGACGUGGGUGUCGGGCAGGGCUCAGCUCUCUCGCCUGUCAUCUCUGGGCUGUUCAUUGCUCCGGUAAUGAAGCUCUUCUACAUCAAAGCGGCGCCACUCAACAUGACGCUGCUGUCUUUUGUGGAUGAUGGGACCAUUCUGGCCCAAUCGAAACAACUUGAUGAUAAUAAUGUGGGCCUGCGUAAGGCCUACAAAAUUAUCUACCUCCUCUUUGUUGCCUUCGCGCUCGUUCUUGAACACGACAAGACCGAGCUGUUUCACUUUUCGCGUCGCCGAGACGCCUACAAUCCCUCGCUGGAUUUGGGGUACGCCCCUCAUACACCUUUGAAACCUAAGACCUAUUGGAGGUACUUGGGCUUCUACUUUGACCGCGGGCUCACGUUCCAUGAGCACGUUCGCUACUAUGCCACUAAGGCGUUUACCACCGUGCAAGCCAUGCGCAUGCUCACUCUACUAGAGGGCGCGAUGAACCAGCUAAAACGGAUGCAGCGAAAAGCUGCUCUAUGGAUCACGGGUGCAUUCCGCACCUCACCCACAGGCGGUCUUGAGGCCCUCGCUGGCCUCAUCCCCGUCCAUCUCAUGCUGAAGAAGUUGGCGACGCGCGCAGUGUAUCGCAUCGCUACCCUCUCAGACACUCACCCCCUCCGCUCUAUGAUGGGCGAGGGACUCCUCAAGCGAGCCGCACCACACGCUCGCUCUGCCGCCUUGAUGACCCCAGCCAUGCGGGGGAAAGUCAAGAGCACUGUCAUGGAAGUGGACGAGCGCGUCCACACCUUAACUGAGAGCUUCGAGCCCUUUGCGCCCGAAGCUCGUCCAGGCGACCGGUUACUGGACCGCUAUGCGGACCGUCUCCAUUUUGACGAGCGUGAUCCUGGCCAGGAUAGGCGCCCAUAUCUAGACGAGCUCAUUGCGAAAGCAAGGGCCGACCCACUAACAGUACUGGCUGCAACUGAUGGCUCUGUCCCUCAGUCCAACCAGUAUCAGGCAGCUUCGGCUGCUAUAAUCUACAAGGGACAUCGCGAGCUCGAGAGGACCCGCUAUGUCUCUGGCAGAGUUACUGCCCCAGAUGCGGAACUCAAUGCCAUCUCGUGCGCAGUGCGCCUUGCUGUCAAGCAGGCAAACUGCCAACAUAUUAUGGUCUUUACUGACUCUAUGGGCUCAGCCCAUAGAGCGGUGGACCCCGGCGUGCAUUCUGGUCAGGCUUUCAGCCUGUCUUGCGUAACCUUCGUGUACGUCCCUUCUGCUCUGCGGUGGGACAUCCAUGGUGAGGCACACAAGUACGUCACAGAGCUCAAAGUCAGGGUUGGACGUCGUAAGACGGACAACUCCAUAGACGCGCUACGUUCUCGAGCGGCACACUCAGUCUUGGAUUCGUGGAGUUCCACUUUCCAAGAUCCAACCUACCGAGGCUCUGAAUUUCUAGAGCUUCAACAGCCUGACGGGCGGCCGCUACAGCCAUCGUACCUCAAUGGGGGACCUUGGCUCUCAACAUUCGGACACAGUAUUACUGAGUUCGCCCGCGUCUGCCGGUGUAUAACUGGCCACGCGCCCAUUGGAGCGUAUUAUCGUCGCUUCAAGAUCAACGAGCCUCACGGCUGCACUUGCGGGGCUGCUUUGCAGUCCCGCCAGCAUAUCCUCUUUCGCUGUCGCGAUAGAUAUUCUGUACACUAUCCCCGCUUUCUCGGGGAUAUUGCAUCGUUUAUGAAGUACAACCCCACGGCGUUUGGCUUCAACCGAGACCCCUCGGGUGUCGGAUAA
Molecule: messenger RNA, 3078 nt
Organism: Cyclocybe aegerita
Lineage: Eukaryota; Fungi; Basidiomycota; Agaricomycetes; Agaricales; Hemipholiotaceae
Source: the annotation of a GenBank genome assembly